Molecule: messenger RNA, 603 nt
Organism: Colletotrichum orchidophilum
Lineage: Eukaryota; Fungi; Ascomycota; Sordariomycetes; Glomerellales; Glomerellaceae
Product: ARP2/3 complex 16 kDa subunit
Exons: 2
Coding region: 1-603 (200 amino acids)
Biological process (GO): Arp2/3 complex-mediated actin nucleation; regulation of actin filament polymerization
Cellular component (GO): actin cytoskeleton; cytoplasm; Arp2/3 protein complex
Molecular function (GO): actin filament binding
Source: RefSeq, a predicted model, not a curated record
AUGUCCAUCAUCCAGCAGCACACCUCCGCCACGCUCAGCGACGCCUGGCGGACCAUCAAUAUUGACGCCCUGCAAGAGGACUCGGCUUGCAACUUUGACACGAACACCCUGCGACCCCCGCAGCCCGAGAUUGGCGAGGAUGAGGUCCGACAGCUCGCCGGACAGGUACGGCAAUUGCUCCGCGGCGGGGAUGCCGAGGGUGCUUUGAGAGGAUGCCUGGAGUUUCCCGUCUAUAACGGACCUGACGGCGCCAAGGACGCCCACCUCCAGACUAUCACCGAGGUCCUUCAGUCCAUCAAGGCCUCCGAGAUGACACCCCUCCUCAAGUCUAUCUACGGCGGUGCCGGCGGCCCCGAGCUGCUCGACGUCCUCAUGAAGUACAUUUACAAGGGCAUGGCCGGAUCUGCCGGUUCGGGGGGACUGAGGUCGCCGCCGCCGCAGGCCGCGCCCAGCGGGUUCAGCCAGAUGGGAGGUCGCCCCGGCGCCACCAACGAGAACGUCGGUAGCGCGAUGAGCGUGUUGCUUAGCUGGCACGAGAAGGUUGUCGAUGUGGCUGGUUUGGGAACUAUUGGUCGUGUCAUGACGGAUUGGAGAAGGGUUUAA